Molecule: messenger RNA, 754 nt
Organism: Micropterus salmoides (largemouth bass)
Lineage: Eukaryota; Metazoa; Chordata; Actinopteri; Centrarchiformes; Centrarchidae
Product: contactin-associated protein-like 2
Exons: 4
Source: RefSeq, a predicted model, not a curated record
AUGUUAAUUACAGGCAGUAAUCAGUACGGCUCUAUCCUGGGUCAUACGUCUGUGACCACCGGCAGCCUGUUGGAUGACAAUCAUUGGCACUCAGUGGUGAUUGAACGCUACCGUCGUAAUGUCAACUUCACCUUGGACAGACACACUCAGCACUUCAGGACCAAUGGAGAGUUUGACCACCUUGAUUUGGACUACGAGUUGAGUUUUGGGGGUAUGCCAUACAGUGGGAAGCCUGUGGGUGGAGGGCGGAAGAACUUUAAAGGCUGCAUGGAGAGCAUCAACUACAAUGGAGACAACAUUACAGACCUGGCUCGCCGAAAGAAGCUAGACACCUCCAGCUUUCGUAACCUGUCCUUCUCCUGCGUGGAGACCCACACCUUCCCGGCCUUUUUUAAUGCCACCAGCUUUCUGCAGCUGCCAGGUCGAGCCAAUCACAACACGGCGUCUGUGAGCUUCCAAUUUCGUACGUGGAACCCCGAUGGGCUCCUCCUCUUCAGUAAUCUUGAUGAUGGCACGCUGGAGAUCUCCCUCGAGGACAGCAAGGUUGUAGUUCAUAUCAACGUGACGGGGGCGACCAGCAACAACCGGGUAGACUUAUCGGCAGGUUCAGGCCUUAAUGAUGGCCAAUGGCACGCAGUACGUUUGGUCGCCAAGGACAACUUCGCCAUGUUGACAAUAGAUGGCGAGGAGGCAUCUGCCGUGCGCUCCACCUCACCUCUCACCAUCACGACAGGAGGAACCUAUCACUUGGGAG